Molecule: messenger RNA, 789 nt
Organism: Cucurbita maxima (winter squash)
Lineage: Eukaryota; Viridiplantae; Streptophyta; Magnoliopsida; Cucurbitales; Cucurbitaceae
Product: protein LYK5-like
Exons: 1
Coding region: 1-789 (262 amino acids)
Source: RefSeq, a predicted model, not a curated record
AUGGAAGCCUCGUUUGCAUCCUAUUGUUGUUUGUGUUUCAUCCUCUUCCUUUCCCUCUUUCCCAUCCAAUCUGUCAGCCAAUACCCAUAUUUAGGCACUGCAAACCAGACAUCCGGGUGCUCAAUCAACGAUACCAAUUCAACACCAAAUGGAUAUUAUUCAUGUGAUGUUCCUUAUUCCUCAUGUUCUUCCUAUUUGAUUGCAAAAUCCAAGUCUCACAAUCAAGACUUGGGUUUCUACGAUAAAUCAAUCGGAAACACUAAUUUGUUGAUGAAGGCAGUUGGCUGUAGCUGUGGUGAGGAUCAUUUGUAUAGGAAUAUCACGGAAUAUAAUACCACGAGUGGUGAUAGUUUUGAAACAAUAGCCAAUCAUGUUUUUGAUGGCUUCACAAGCUGUUCUAUUGGUAUUAAUGCUUCCUCAACCGAAGGAAUUAGUGUUGAAGUUUGGUUGCGAUGCGCUUGUCCUACCCAGGAUCAGAAGAAUCUUGGGAUUCAGUCAUUGGCUGUGUAUAUGGUACAACCAAAUGAGAGCAUUUCAUCAAUAGCGAGGGAUUUGUUGGUGGAGCAAGACAGCAUUUUGGAAGCAAACAUGCUUUCCAAUACAACCCAACUCUACCCAUUUACGCCUCUUUUGGUUCCGUUGAACACAUCUGAGACUUUUAAAAUCGACCCAUCUAACUCAGACGCCUGUGUAUCUCAGCAUUUGGAUCUUGUUGUUAUUGUUGCUAGCAUCAUCUCCAUUGCAUUCGGUCCGUCUCUUUCUCUUGCCUUGUUUACAAUUUUUGUAUGA